Molecule: messenger RNA, 3404 nt
Organism: Penaeus indicus
Lineage: Eukaryota; Metazoa; Arthropoda; Malacostraca; Decapoda; Penaeidae
Product: complex I assembly factor ACAD9, mitochondrial-like
Exons: 15
Coding region: 140-2449 (769 amino acids)
Cellular component (GO): endoplasmic reticulum
Molecular function (GO): flavin adenine dinucleotide binding; oxidoreductase activity, acting on the CH-CH group of donors
Source: RefSeq, a predicted model, not a curated record
UCCUCACACUCUUCCCAGCGUCGCACAAGUUACACAAGCGAGUCGCCAUUCAGCUGAAUCCCCGGGCCAGCCACGGACGCCGCCCCUCGACGCGCACCCGUCACUUGAUUGAACUUCUUGACCUGAACUCUCGAGCGAGAUGAAGCCGUGGGGGAACAAGGAAUUCUGGGGCGUGGGAUCCGAGUACGACCCCGACUGGCUUCUGACGGAGGCGCAGAAGAAGAUCCGAGAUGAUUUGAUGGAACUCUGCAGGACGAAGAUUCGGCCCCAUGCUAUUGAAUGCGACAGGACAUACACGUUCCCCCGCGCCUCACUGGACGCGAUGGGGGACCUGGGUCUCCUGGGCCUCGUGAUCCCGAAGGACUUGGGCGGGAUGGGUGAGACCCACACCUGCGGCGCCAUGGUCGUGGAGACGCUCGCUCGCUACGGCUGUCCCGCCACUGCCAUGAUCUAUACCAUGCAUCUGGGCGCCUGCACGACCCUGCUCUUCAGGUACCACAACAACCCCCACCUGAAGGCCCUCCUGAAGAGAAUCACCAAGGAAAAGCUCCUGGGGGCGCUCUCGGCCUCGGACCCUGCCACUGGAUCACACGACUGGUUCCCCCUGUCCUCGAAGGUGCGCCGCCUCAACGCCCGCACGGUCGAGCUCCUCAAGUACGGCUCUUGGUCCACGGGCGCCGGAUACGCUGACUUCUACACCCUCCUGACCGUCAGCCCGGACUUCAAGGACAACUAUGCGAAUCUGUCGUGCUUCCUGGUCUAUAAGGACGAGAUCCGGGCGUCGUCGGAUGAGUGGAGCGCCCUGGGGAUGCACGCCAACAUGUCGGGUCCGCUGCUGGUGGAGGGCAAGUUCGACAUCGAGAGGAUGAUCGGGCCGCCGGGAGAUGGCAGGAAGAACAUGGAAGAGUGCAUCGAUUCCAGCUUCCUCUUGCUGACGUCCUCCUGCUGGAACGGAAUCGCCCUCGGCUGCAUCGACGUCGCCAAGAAGAGCGUGACGAGGCGGGCGCACGCGGAUGUCGGGAUGAGAGUGUGCGACUAUCCAGUCAUACAGGACUACUUCGGCGAGUCCUUGAUCGACACCAACGGGUCUCGAAGCAUGGCCUUCCUGCUGGCGAAGUCCCUGGACGACGCGACCAACAACAACGACUGGGCACCCCACGCCGACCUCGACUACCUCCCCAGGUCCAAACUCCUGCCCUGGCUGUGGCAACUGAAAUUCGUGGCCGCCAAGAACGUGAGUGUUGUGGCGGACCGGAUGCUGUAUGCGUGUGGCGGCGAAGGCUACAAGACUGACCUCGGCUUAGAGCGCCUCAUCCGGGACGGCAAGGCGGGCUGGGUCAUGGCGCCGAGCAACGAGCUCCUGAAGAACCUGGUGGGGAUGUCCGCUCUCAAGGGCUUCAACGCCAUCGACCUGUGGGAGGAGAGUGCCAACGAACGCGUGCUGCAUCAGGAGGUCAAGAAAAUGACGCUGGAGCAGAAGGAGCGCGUCGGGCGCCGCCUGCUGGAGGAGGCGUCCCAGGAGCGACAGGGCGCCUCGGCCAACCACCCGUACCAGGACACGGACUUCCUCAACCCCUUCAACACUGCGCAGCCGAAGGCCCUCGCGCAGGACCUGAAAACCCCUGACGGAGUGGUGCACAGCGCCGCCCUUCGCCAAGACACCUGGACGCCCCUCGCCCUCUUCUCCCGCAAGGACGUCGGGAGCAAGACGAGCUCCUUCGUCUUCGCCCUCCCCAGGAGCACUGACCACACGGGAUGCUUCCCCGGACAGUUUCUUGCGGUGCGAGUGACCGUCGACGGCAAGCACCACCUGCGCUACUUCUCGCCUGUGUCUCGCCCCCAAGACUUCGGUCGCGUCGAGCUUGUCCUCAGGUUCGAGUCUCAGGGAAUCGUCUCGAACUUCUUCAAGGCACUUCAGCUGGGUGAGAAAGUGGAAUUCCAAGGCCCGUGCGGCGGCCUGGAGUACGAGCCGAAUCAGCUGGAGGCGCUGACGGUGCUGGCCUCGGGGGGAGGAGUCACCCCGGGGCUCCAGCUGCUCCGCUGCGUCGCCCAGGACCCCUCGGACAAAACUAAGGUCACGCUCCUGUACUACGUAGACUCCAUCCAGGACAUCCUUCACCGCGAGGAGCUGGACGACCUCGCUGCCAAGGGGGGAGAGAAGAUCAAGGUCGUGUACUCUCUGGGGGAGACGCCGGAGGGCUGGAGCGGCGAGGAGGGCUUCAUCGACUCGCAGAUGAUCGACAGGCACAUCGCCAAGCCCAACGGGAUCAAGCACAAGAUCGUUGUGUGCGGCGGCCCCACCAUGUCUGUUACCUGCGUGCAUGCUCUCAAGACCCUGGGACACUCAUCCGAGAAUAUCUACAUCUACGGCCAGUUCGGAGUCGAGCAAGUGAAAGCUGUUUACGGAAGAUAUGCCAAGCUCUCGUCCCACCGCUGUGACCAAGUCUAAGUUAGGACAGCUCUGUAAAGACACCAGUGAAUCCACCUCUACACAUCAGUGCUUUAAUUAGAUUAUGUUGGCCAGUUUUUUUUAUGAGUGUGUUUGUUAAAGAUGUAUAGUUCAUAACAAAUGUGGAUGUUAGAAUUAAUAAAGUAGGUGUGUGAAUGUGUGCAUGCGCGCGCGUGUGUGUGUAAGUGUGCAUGUGUGUGUGAAAGCCAGCUAGAUUUCCUUUUCUCGGAGACUAGCAGCCACAGUAUCCCUCCUUUAACUAAUCUUACCGAUAAGCAGACCUGUAACAACUGACUGGUUGAGUCACACAUCUGGUACUUUGCUGCGUAGCUAAAUACCAUGCAUGUCUUACUGAGUUGUUUGGUUUGAAGAAGGCUUGGUGUGGUAGAUAAGUAGAUAUACCCAUCUACCAGCUGAGGCAUCCGGUAAACACCUGUGAGGCAUCUGGUGGCAGCGCAAGGUUCUCACUCUUAAAGGGGAUUGGCAAGUGGCACUGGCUCCCCUCCCUUUUGCUCUGCGCCGUCCACAAAUCUAAUACCCGUUGGUCAUUUACAGAAAUUCCCAUUUUGCGCUCACCCCUAUGCCGUCUCUCGAUCUUCUACAAAGCUCUUCAUUUGCUCGUCCAGUCAUGGAUCCGAUGCUUAGAUUUCUGUUUCGUUUACACACGUUCCAGUGGUUUUAGUGCGGUUCUUGAUUCCCGAUUCCCACUGUUUUUUUGUGGCUAUACUAUUCUGUUUUUAUUUCCCUGGGCAACGGUUUCCCGACGGCUUUUGUUUAUUUAUAACACCCCCUGCACUCCAUCAGCUAAAGUUAUCUGCACUGUACAUGUGUUUCUUUGUGUGUGUGUGUGUGUGUGUGUGUGUGUGUGUGUGUGUGUGUGUGUGUGUGUGUGUGUGUGUGUGUGUGUGUGUGUGUGUGUGUGUGUGUGUGUGUGUGUGUGUGUGUGUGUGUGUGU